Molecule: messenger RNA, 879 nt
Organism: Cyclocybe aegerita
Lineage: Eukaryota; Fungi; Basidiomycota; Agaricomycetes; Agaricales; Hemipholiotaceae
Source: the annotation of a GenBank genome assembly
AUGGAUCCUCCCUUGCCCUCAGCCGGUCGUUCCAACUCGACCGAUCUUGCUUCUAAUAAGCAAGCCAAACAGCGUGAACUGGAGGAUUUCGCCCAGUCAUACGUCAAAUACACAAAACUUGCUGAAGAUAUAACUGCCACGAUCCACCACGAUCCACAAGCACUGGAGGCUGCCUAUGCACGAAUCACAGAAGAAACACGUCUAGAACAGGCGGGCAAUCCGCCUGCCUCUAGCCGGAGCCCCGAACAAAUCCAGGCAGAUUUGAGAAAACUUGCCAGGCGUUGCGAUAUAACACCGACGUCUUUCGACGACCGCGUCCGUAUAUCCUUUGCUGCUGUCUCGUACGUUUGUAUUCUGGUGGACAAUGUCCUUGUUCCCGAUAGACCACAUUCGGAUUUUCUCACCGUGCUUGGUAUGGCAAAUCGGCUGCUGAGGAAGGUCCAUACAGGAAAACCCUGUCCAACGCCCACUGUUGCCCCUGCGAUUGUGAAGCUUACACCUGCCAACCCCGUCACCCGUUCGGGCCAAGAGACUGACAUCACGCUUUGGCAAUCUCAUCCUGAGGAACUGAUUGGGCACCGCUUUAUCUCGAACGAGAUGAUUCGCAGGGUGUUUGUGGUCACAGACUUCGCCGUCAAGCGAGUCAAGGGGCCUCAAUUUGACGUUGUCUACGAAGACACUGACGAAGUCUUGACUGUUGACCCAGAUUCCCUGUUCGACAUGGUGGCCGGUGCCGAAUUGAUCACGAAUGUGAUCAACGAACAUGCCCGUUUCGUCGGGCCAAGGAGUAUGGUUGACCGUGCUGGACAAAAAUAUAUGGAAUUGAUUUUCUUUCCCGAACGUGACCGAUCGGUUCCAAUCGUCAGCGAUCAGUACUAA